Messenger RNA from Adineta ricciae, 367 nucleotides. Lineage: Eukaryota; Metazoa; Rotifera; Eurotatoria; Adinetida; Adinetidae. The record is from the annotation of a GenBank genome assembly.
CCUGCUGAGUCAAACAUCGAAAUUUCGAAUUUUAUUUGGUCCACUGGUUCUAGUCUUUCCACAACGAUGUUCACAUUUUCAGCGAAAAGUGGAAAAAAGCGGAAGUGCGGAAAAACUGCGGAAAAAAGGCCGAAAAGCGGACAUUUUCCGCAAAAAGCGGAAGAUCUGGUCACCCUGGUGGUCAGUAUCGCUGACUAUUAACACUACAACCAUUGGCGUUUUUGCUCCACUAAUAAUAACUAAAAUGAUAGCCCUCAUAAGGAGUGAAACUUUAGUUCUUAUGUGUCACUAGAUGUCAAAAUCGAAUGAAAAUUGUGAUGGCAAUGAUAGGGAAUACUCUCGAUCAUUUAAUCCAAACGUUGUAUAA